GUAUUACUUAAAGUCUGAACCAGCCCCGGCAGCACGUCUUCUCUAAAAGCCUCCAUAGCCACCAACACCCCAAGUCUAGGGUUUUUGGUGAGUCUUUCUUCAACCUCGAGCAAGUGAAAUACUAAAAGCACGCAUAUUCAUCAAUGUCCAGUUUCUUUAUGGCGAAACAGUCAGCUGGAACGGGGUAUCCGGGGGCUCGAGCUGGGGUGCGAAUUGUGGUGGCGGGGGAGCAGGGUACUGGAAAAUCAAGCUUGAUUGUCACUGCUGCUGCUGAAAAUUUCCCCACUAAUGUCCCGCCUCUUUUGCCUCCUACCCGGUUGCCUGAAGACAUCUACCCUGAUCGUGUUCCAAUCACCAUCAUUGAUACCUCUUCCAGACCGGAGGAUAGAGGUAAACUUGCUGAAGAACUGAUGCGGGCUGAUGCAGUUGUGCUUACUUAUGCAUGUGAUCAGCCAAAGACCCUUGAUCGGUUGAGUGAAUACUGGCUUCCAGAGCUUCGUCAAUUAGAGGUGAAAGUUCCAGUUAUAGUGGUGGGCUGUAAGCUGGACUUAAGAGAUGAACAACACCAAGUGAGUCUGGAACAAGUUAUGUCACCGAUAAUGCAACAGUUUCGGGAAAUUGAGACUUGUAUUGAAUGCUCAGCUUAUAAACAUAUUCAGAUCCCAGAGGUUUUCUAUUAUGCACAAAAAGCAGUGCUUCACCCUACUGGGCCACUCUUUGAUCAAGAAUCUCAAACUUUGAAGCCCCGCUGUGUGCGAGCCUUAAAGCGUAUUUUCAUUCUCUGUGAUCAUGAUAGGGAUGGCGCUCUCAGUGAUGCUGAGUUGAAUGAUUUUCAGGUAAAAUGUUUCAAUGCACCAUUGCAACCUUCUGAAAUAGUUGGUGUCAAGAGGGUUGUGCAAGACAAGUUACCUGAAGGAGUUAAUGAACGGGGACUGACAUUGACUGGGUUUCUCUUUCUCCAUGCAUUAUUCAUAGAGAAAGGGCGUCUUGAGACAACUUGGACUGUCCUGCGAAAAUUUGGAUACAAUAAUGAUAUUAAACUUGCAGAUGAGUUGAUUCCACAUUCGUCAUUUAAACGAGCUCCUGAUCAGAGUGUGGAGCUGACAAACGAAGCUGUUGAAUUCUUGACUGGAAUCUACGAGUUGUUUGAUAGUGAUGCUGAUAACAACCUAAGACCUUAUGAAAUCGAUGACAUUUUUUCUACUGCCCCUGAAAGUCCUUGGGAUGAAUCUCCAUAUAAGGAUGCUGCAGAGAGAACUGCAUUGGGAGGCCUAUCUGUUGAUGCUUUUAUAUCGGAGUGGGCUCUAAUGACACUUUUGGACCCAGCACGCAGUGUUGAAAAUCUAAUAUACAUUGGAUAUCCUGCUGAUCAAUCUUCUGCAAUCCGUGUGACAAGGAGAAGACGUUUGGAUCGGAAAAAGCAACAAUCAGAGAGAAACGUUUUCCAGUGCUUUGUCUUUGGGCCAAGGAAUGCUGGAAAAUCUGCAUUGUUGAAUUCUUUUAUUGGAAGGCCCUAUUCUGAUACUUAUACGUCUACUACCGACGAGCGAUAUGCAGUAAAUAUCGUUGAUCAAGCAGGGCCAGGGGGCAUAAAGAAAACACUUGUUCUGCGAGAGAUACCGGAAGACAUGGUAUCGAAACUGUUGUCAAGCAAAGAAUCUUUGGCUCCUUGUGACAUCGCAUUGUUUGUGUAUGACAGUUCGGAUGCCUCGUCAUGGAAGAGGGCAACUGAGUUGCUCGUGGAAGUUGCAAGCCAUGGUGAGGAUAAUGGCUUUGAGGUACCUUGCCUUAUUGUUGCGGCUAAAGAUGAUUUGGAUUCAUUUCCGAUGGCAAUACAGGAGCCUACCAGGGUUAGUCAAGAUAUGGGAAUUGAGGCCCCUAUCCCCAUCAGCUCGAAGUUGGGUGAUUUCAGUAACUUAUUCCGUAGGAUUUUAAGUGCGGCCGAGCAUCCUCAUUUAAGUAUUCCUGAAACAGAAGCUGGAAGAAGCCGCAAGCAAUAUCACCGACUCAUAAACCGCUCUCUUAUGUUUGUUUCGGUUGGAGCUGCAGUGGCCAUAGUUGGACUGGCUGCAUAUCGUGUUUAUGCUGCAAGGAGGAGUUCCUCCAGCUGAGGGAUGAAGAUCAGCUGAUAGUCGGUACCUUCUCUUUCUCUUAAGUAUAACAAUUAUUCAACCUCUCGCCCAAUAUCAUCAGAUACCCGCGUUGGCUCAUCCAUAGUGAAGAUGCAAAUUUCAGUUACUUGUCAUAACUUAUUAAAUUACCUUUCAGCUCUUGCUGUUCUCAGAAAUAUUUAGAGUGGGAUAGUUUGGGUGGAAGAGUUUUGUAGAAUGUUGACAGAUAAUGAUGGAUUGGGUUCUUGUGCAGGGCUUGUGCAAUAAAAAAAAAAAGAAAUUUUGUUAGAGAUAAUCUCAGUUAAACCUUUUUUCUUCUGAGUAUAAUGCAAUAUGCUUCUUUUCUGCACUG
This is a messenger RNA of Carica papaya (papaya), 2463 nucleotides long. RefSeq names its product mitochondrial Rho GTPase 1. Gene Ontology annotation, biological process: mitochondrion organization. Gene Ontology annotation, cellular component: mitochondrial outer membrane. NCBI's taxonomy places the organism in Eukaryota, Viridiplantae, Streptophyta, Magnoliopsida, Brassicales, Caricaceae. Gene Ontology annotation, molecular function: GTPase activity; GTP binding; calcium ion binding. The record is from RefSeq and is a predicted model, not a curated record.